AUGGCGCAAGUCGAGCCAACGCCAACAAGCUCGCAGCUAAAGCUGCCGCUGCAGCUUAAGCUCCCGCACCCUUGGCUCACAUCUUACACCAUCGCAGUCGCCGGCUUCGACGACGGCCUCCAGCAAUUCCACAUCCAGCCCACCAAGGCCGCGAGCGACAAUGGCCGUCCGCUGCCGCAGCCGCUGCACAAGGACGACCUGACGUGGUCAGAGCUCCAGCACGACGACACCAGCGACCUCUCCGACGCCAACAACAGCUCGUGGGCCCGCGCCCGCCGCACGCCUUUCACCACACUGCGCUGGACGGGCCAGCAGCGGCCGACGGUCGUCCAGGUGUGGCUGGCUGCCUACGCGCUGCUGACACUGCACCACAAGCGCGAGAGCAUCCGGAUUGUGCUGUCCGGCGCCGGCUGGCAGGAACUCGCGCACCAGCUGAGCCGCGUUGGACUGGUCGUGGAGCACCCGCGUGCGGGCGAGUUUCCUCCCCCCACGGCCCAGUACCUCCUCUUCGCCGGCGCCUUCUGGCAGGGCGCAGGCUCGCCCGUCGGCACAAGACCCAUCUGGCUGGGCGAGGCAGCGCUGGAGAUCGAGGCGCAAUUCCCGCCUGUGCCUUUCCAACAGGCGCCGGUGACGGUGUCGUUCGCCGAGGCGCCACGGCACACGCAGCACCUCCUCCGCCCGGCGAAGCCCACGCCGGGGAGUGUGCUGUACAGCCGCUACAUCCCCCACCUCGGCGAGCAUUUCAGCAUGGUGGCGCUGGACUACACGAACCCGGAGCACCUCAACUACUUCCACCUGUGGCAGAACGACCCGCGCGUGGCCAAGGGCUGGAACGAGACGGGCACGCUGGACCAGCACCGCGACUACCUGCGCAAGCUGCACGAGGACCCGCACACGCUGACCAUCCUCGCCCGCUUCGACGACGUCUUCUUCGCCUACUACGAGGUCUACUGGGCCAAGGAGGACCACAUGGGCGCCCACUACCACGCCGGCGACUUCGACCGCGGCCGCCACUCGCUGGUCGGCGACACGCGCUUCCGCGGCCCGCACCGCGUCAGCGCCUGGUGGAGCGGCAUCAUGCACUACAUGUUCCUCGACGAGCCGCGCACCAUGCAGCUCGUCGGCGAGCCCAAGUACGUCAACAGCACCGUGCUGGCCUACGACUUCGCCCACGGCUUCCACGUCAUGCGCCUCGUCGACCUGCCCCACAAGCGCAGCGCCUUCGUGGCCUGCAGCCGCGAGAAGUUCUUCCAGCUGUGCCCCUUGACCUGGGACGGCGAGGACGUCGUGCCGCCGAGCUUGGAUCGGUUGGCGAAGUUGUGA
Lasiodiplodia theobromae is the source of this 1323-nucleotide messenger RNA. RefSeq names its product Siderophore biosynthesis acetylase. The coding region runs from base 1 to 1323 and encodes 440 amino acids. Gene Ontology annotation, biological process: siderophore biosynthetic process. The transcript has a single exon. The record is from RefSeq and is a predicted model, not a curated record. NCBI's taxonomy places the organism in Eukaryota, Fungi, Ascomycota, Dothideomycetes, Botryosphaeriales, Botryosphaeriaceae.